Messenger RNA from Dioscorea cayenensis subsp. rotundata (Guinea yam), 552 nucleotides. RefSeq lists its product as uncharacterized. NCBI's taxonomy places the organism in Eukaryota, Viridiplantae, Streptophyta, Magnoliopsida, Dioscoreales, Dioscoreaceae. The transcript is spliced from 2 exons. The record is from RefSeq and is a predicted model, not a curated record. Bases 50 to 463 code for a protein of 137 amino acids.
UCAAGUUAAAAAUUUUAAUUGUGCUUACAAUCAAAUCUCUUGCAGGAAGAUGCUCCUCAAUAAUUUCUCCAGCACUGAUGGCCAUUUUCUCUUCAUUGCCUCCUCUUGGAAUGGCACUAAUCAGGUAAGUAGUGGAGGAUUCUUUGUGUCUUCUUCUGAUUAUAAAAUUUCUACUGUAGGUUGCAAGACAAAUUUGGCUGAAGCUCAGAUUGUGGCUGAUUUGCAGAUCCUUGUUACUACGCUGCAAGCUUCUUCUAAUCAUUCCUUGAGCAUUCAAAACAUUUUCGUUGAUAAUUCAAACAUUCCAACCCUCUUUCGUGCGGUUGAUUCUACUUGCUCUUGGCACCUGCUUACGUUGAUCAAUCGAAUUAAUCCCUUGCUGUCAAGUGCCUCUAAUCCCCACAUUCAUGUCAUUCCAAGAGAUUGGUUGAAAGUAUCAGUCAAGCUUGCCAUUUUUGGGUGAAAUCUUCAUGAGUUGAACUCGUUUCAUUCUGGGCGUGAUCUCCCUCAAUGGCUCAUGAAAUCUUUCCCUGAUUUUGGUUUUGUUUUAGU